Molecule: messenger RNA, 3102 nt
Organism: Suncus etruscus (white-toothed pygmy shrew)
Lineage: Eukaryota; Metazoa; Chordata; Mammalia; Eulipotyphla; Soricidae
Product: collagen alpha-1(I) chain-like
Exons: 7
Coding region: 1-3102 (1033 amino acids)
Source: RefSeq, a predicted model, not a curated record
AUGAAGACAGCUCCCUGCGGUGCUGGGAGGGGCCAGGAACGCUUCCCAAGCCCUGACGCCUUCCCGGUGGGCCACGGGGGCAGCUGGGGCUGUGGGGUUUGGCGCUGGAUCACCCCACCCUGGCAGCCGCCGCCCACCGCCCCUGGGGAGGCCUGCGAAAUGGGCGAAGUGGUCAGACUGGUUUCCAGGGCCGGGCUGGGAGUCCACGCGGGCUGGCAGAGGCGGGGGACUGAACCCCGCUGCAGAGGCCACCCCACAAGGCUUUGUUUUCGACCCUGGAAGGCGCCCGGCCACGGGGCAGGGCGGGAGCCGCGUCCCCAGGUGCACCCCGCUAUGAUCACGAUUGGGGUGCCAUUCGCUUGCCCCUCCCGUGCAGAACCCCCGCGUCUGGAGAUGUGGAGGCCGAAGCUAAACUCGGGGUCCCAGCCGGGCCCGGAUGGUGCAUGGGGGGGAAGAGAGUGGGAGGCAGCAAGCUCUGCUCUGACCUUCAGGGUGACCUUGGCCGCCCCGCCCCCGCCUCAGCUUCCUCCUCUCCCUCUGCGCCCGCCUCUGUCCAGCCCUCCUGGAACGCAGGUGGACGACGCCCUAGUCUUCGUGGGUCCUCUUGGGGCUGCAGGAUGCUGGCACGCUGUUGGGGUGGGGGGACUCAGCCCCAGAAAGCCUAGCGCCCUCGGAGUCCCCGCUGCACCCGGGUUGGAGAGCAAAUUCCCUCGCUUGGAGAAGCAAUGCGCGCUCAUGACCGAGGCUGGAGGGCGCAGUUUGGGGAGGGGGUGUCUGUCUCUCCCCCUCGGGCACCCACCAUCCCAGCCCUCUGGGUUUUCCACCCCCAUAGAGAAAAGGGGCGUCGAGAGAGGGGGGCCGCGAAGAAAGGAGGGAGGAACCGCAGCCCCGCCACCCCGGAAAGGAGCCGGCUCCAUUCCAGAGUGCCGCAGCUGCAGGCGGCCAGGAGGGGGGUCUGCAGUGCCGCCCACGCUCGAGAUGUGUCGAGGUCCCCCCUCGCAGAGUCGGCAUGGCAUGUGGGACUGUGGGGUGCCCAGGAGUGCACCGUCAUCACAGCCUCACCAGAAAGGGCAGAGGGGCCGAGAACUGGGGGAGGGGGCGCCCGGCCCCCCUGUGCGCCGCGCCCGCCAGCCGGGGUGGGGGGACCCCCCGCCGGCCACCAGGGUGGGCUGCGGCGAGCGCGCGGGGCGCGGGGUGCCGCGGGGCCAGCCGGGGGGGGGGGGGACGGGGAAGGCCGCCCCUGGGCGCCGAGGUUGGGGGGCGCUGGGGCGACUGCGGCCGCCGUCCCGAGUCCCCGGCGGGUGCGGGGGGCGCCGCGGCCCCCGGGGAGGGGCGGGCCGGGGGCCCCGGGGUCCGGCGGGCUUUGUCUGCGGCGGCCCCGCUUCGGGAAGGCGCCAGCCCGGUGACAAGAUGGCGGGGCCGGGCGGGACGCGGCGGCGCCACGCGGGGCGCACGGUGCGGGGAGGGCGCGCCCCGGCGCCGAGGCCCCCACCUCCUCGCCCCGCGUCCCGCACCCCCGCGCCCCGCGCCCCGCCGCCGGGCCGCCGCCUCCCCGCACCCAGCCCGGCUCGGCAGCUGCAGAAAAUGGCUGCCAAGGGCGCCGCCGCCGCCCCCCGCUCCGCACCCCGAACCCCGUGCGCCCCGGAGCGGCCGGGCCCGGAGAGGCGCGGCGACCUGCGCGCGGGGCGGGGGGCGGCGGCGCAGGAUCUGGGGGGGACACCCCUCGCCCUUCCCCCCACCCGCACCCCCACCCCGGGUGCCCUGGAGAGGCGGCGGCGCCCGGGAGGGCCUGACCCAUCCUGGCACGCUGACCCUGCGCGCCCCCACCCGAGUCGGUGCCACCCUCCCCGCCCCCACCGCCCGGGUUCGGCUCGCGUUGACGUGGCCGGCGCGAAGGGCACCGCAGGGGGGAGGCCGAGGAAUGCACCGCAGGUGGGGAGGUGUGUUUCGGGGCCCACGGCAGAGCCGCCCGAGAAGCGGGAGGGUCCCCGCGCGCCACGGACCAGCAGGUGUCGUGCGCCCACCUCGGCCCACGGGGAGCUCAGCUCGCCUCGCUCGGCCCCCGAGCCCCGCGGGCUCCCGUGGCCACCUUGGCUGGCGCUCCCCGGCACCCCGAGUCCCAGCUCGCUUCUGGGGCGCCCUACGAAACGAGGACCCGAGGGCGGAGGUGGGCUCUGGAAUCGGAACCCCUUAGUCACGUCCGUCGGGUCCGUAGCCUCCGUUGUACCCCCACGAGGUUGGACGCAGGGAGAUGGGGCGAGGGUCAAGUUGGAGGCUUUAGUUCUCGUAGCCGCACCUUUCUCACCCUUCCCACUUCCCACCCCUGUUCUCGAGGCUGGCGAGGCCAACCACGGCUGGGAAAAUUCCAGUUCCCUCGACAAGAGGCCAGAGACCCAGGCCAACAGGUUCGGAACCGGUGUCUCCACACCAGCGACCCCGGGCACCGGGGCGCACAAGAGCUUGGAGAAGGGAAUGCGCCCCCGACGACCACCCCAGAUUUCUCGGUGGCUGAGUGGGCGCGUUAGGUGCACACCAGGGAGCUCAGUCCUCCCCGCGAGCACCCCCCAGCGCGCACCGUGGAAGGGACAGUCUUUCCCGCUGGGCAGGGCGGACGCGGCGGACCAGCUCGGCCAAGGUCGCGGGCAAAGGCUGCGGCGGUCCCGGCGCUUCCUUUCCUUCCGCAGCCGGAGACAGCCCGACCAGCCGGCAGCUGCCCUCCCCGACCUCGCACCCGGGCUCCCGGGCAGUGCCAGCGUCCACCGCCUCCUGGGGUGGUCCUCCCGCGCGCCCCCCACCUGCGCCGCGCUCAGGGUCUCCGGCUUCCCAGUAGGGGGCAUCUCUCCCAGCUUGGGCGAGGGCGAGGCGGCGGUCCCCGCAGCCCGGGUCCCCAGGCUCGCCAGCCAGCCCCGCAAGCAAGCACUAAUUGUUCCCAUCACCUUCGUGGCGGGGGGCUAUGUGUAUACGUACAUGUAUACCGAGGCUGCGGCUGUGACUGCAGUUUCUGCUGCUGCAGCCUCACCAGCACCGCCCCCCGCAUCCCCGCUGCAGCAGCAGCAGCAUCUCCAGGCAUCCGCGGCCUUCUCGCAGCUCCACCGCUGCUAG